ACAGGUGGCAGUGCGACAAUAUGGCUGCCAAAGUAAAGUUUAACAGGCUAGAAUCAGAGAUUGAAAGGUGCCGAGCGGAAAGCUCGUGGUUAAAGGCACUGGAAGUUGCUAAACAACUUGCAAAUAAGCACCAGCAUUUAGAUUUUUAUAUGAGUUUUAUGAGUGCAGAAAGCACGUUAGAAAAUUAUGUGAAGGAGAACAUACCUCUAGAGAAGAACCACGACAAAGCCGGUGAGCAGCUUAAUGAGGUGGAGAGAAUUCUUUCCAAUAUAGCCAACAGCAUCAACAAGUUGUCAUUUGAAGCCAAACUUCUACUAGCAAAGCUGUACUACUGCAGAGGUUCAUAUGAUGAGGCAUUAGGUAUAUACGAUGGGAUAGAUUUAGACAGUGUCCCCUCUCAAAACAUGGCACCACGCGUGCUCCAACUGCUGGCUGAGUCCUAUUCUAUCAAAGGUGCAUGCUUGGAAUCCAAAGGCCCCAGCACUACAAGUAAAUUCAAAGCUGCUGAACAGGAAAAACUUGUACUACAGUGCUAUGAGACAGCGGGAGAUUUAGCUCUUUUGUACAUCCAGGAGAGAGAGAGAAUGACCCAGAACAAUUCAUCCGGGGACGAGGAAAUAGACAUCCUCACAGAAAAUGCAAUCAAACAGUCACCACUGAUGUACAUUAAAAUGGGUAACAUCAAACAAGGAGUCGGAAGAUUCAGGGAACUGCUCAGAGUUGUAGAAUCUAGAUUCACCCAAAGUCUUCGUCAGGCAUUAGCAAGGCAGUUAGCUGAAGUAUUAAUUCGGGGCAUGUGUGAGACGACUUAUAUCCCAAUAGAUGUUAGCCAUUCCAAAUCAAAGCAUUCACAUCAUCAACUUCCCAGGAAAUACUCAGGAGAAAAUUUAUUUAUUCCAGGUGAACUUCAUGAAGAGGCGUUAUUACUCCUUGUUGUGUCGGAGGCAAUUGCAACAAGAGAGGCGGUGUUGAACCGAUCUGAGGAAUACCAAGAAGAUCGCCAGAUCAGCUACGAAAACACAACUGCUGUGUACGAUCUGUUGGCCAUUACACUGGUCAAGUGUACACAAUUCCACAAACUGGCAGAUUCCUUUGAGAAAGCCAUGCGAUUUUCCUUUGAAGAAUUCCAUAUCUGGCAUCAGUUUGCAAACACACUGAUUUGUGCAGGAAAGUAUAGCAGAGCUUUACAUGUUUUGAAAGAGUGCUCCAGGUUGAAACCUAAGAAUACUGUGGUGUUACUGCAAGCAGCCAAGUUAUGUUUUGAAUGUCUCCACCUUUACAAUGAUGGAAUAAAUCUAGUCCAACAGGCAAUCGACAGCUGCUCCGAUAGCCACCCUCUGCUAAGUAAAUUGUAUGUUGCUAUGGGUACAGGUUACAGUCUAAAGGCCCAGGGCACCAAAUUACAAGGAGACCGAUACACAUUACACAAGAAAGCAUUAGAAACCUUCAAAAGGGCUCAUGAACUGGAUCAGAAUGAUUAUCUGGCAUUGUUUCAUUUGGCAUUACAACUAGCACUACAACGACAGAUUAGUGAAGCAAUAAGGUAUGUGAAGAUGUCCCUGAGACACAAGAAUGAUUACAUCCAUUCGCUGCAUUUGCUGGUGCUCCUGAUGACGUCAGAGAAAAAAUAUGAAGAGGGCAUGGCUCUGAUUCAGGCAGCACUCCAGGAAUAUCCAGACAACCUCAGUCUCAUGCUAACCAAGAGCAAGCUGGAGGAGGUUCUCCUCGGUCCAGAGUAUGCCCUCAGCACAUGUCGACAAAUGCUGGAGCUCUGGAAGGACCUCUACGAAACUGACGUGGAUGACACUUCAUCUGAGAGGAAAUACAGAACCCUGACAUCCAACGACAGAUCAACAUUUGAUAAAAGAAGUUUUGCCCAGCUUCAGUUAAAUGAAUUAAAUGACAGAGACACAGGGUCCUUACGAGCAGAGUCUGUGGCUGCCUCACGGGUGGAGCAGACCCUGUCGGAGGUUGCCUCCUCUCUGGGGAGCACCUUUCAAUCUCGCCCAGGGUCCCAGGAAACCUGGCUUCUACAAGCCCAGAUCUGGCUUCACCUAGCUGAACUGUACCUAAGACUAGACAAGAUAACAGAGGCUGAGGGAUGUGUGCAGGAGACGUCCUCUAUCUUCCCCCUCUCUCAUCACGUAGCCUUCAUGAAAGGACGAGUCUAUGAACACAAGCAUAAGUACGAAGAGGCCAAGUGUUGCUACGAGAAUGCUUUAUCCAUCAAUCCAGCUCACACCAAGUCUCUCCAACAUUUGGGAAUGGUGUUGCAUAGACAAGGAAACAACGAAAUGGCAGAAAAGGUUUUGCGAGAGUCUGUAAACGUGGACCCAACAGUGCACCAAUCCUGGUUUCGCCUUGGGCUUGUCUUGGAGAGCCUCGGGCAGGCUGUGGCUGCCAGUGAGUGUCACAUGACCUCCCUGGGCCUGGAAUCCACCAGUCCUAUCGUGCCCUUCAACGUGAUUCCACACAUGUUGCAGUAAUGAGCCAAUCACAAUCAACUGUUUCCAUAGUGCAAUAAUCUUCUAUUGUGAUACAUGUAUUUACUACGAUGAAUGUACUCUGAUACAGAGGCCAUUUUAGUAUGUAGUGCUAAAUGUGAUAUAUUUGUGGUUCACUUGGGAUAUUUGUUUUAAUUUUAGCUCGCCAGGACGGUUGUCCGGAGAGCUAUUGUCGUGACACCAGUCUCAGUAUCACACUUAAAGGGGAAAACUUUAACCUUGGCUACAUUUUUGAACCAAAGGGGAUAGGGCUUUAACAUUUCACAGAGAGAUACCCCACAACCAGACAUUUUGUGUGGUACCUAAUGACCUUGGAUGGACUGACUUUUCAAAAACUUUAACCUCUGCAAUAUUUUUUAUUUUUUAACCAAGGAGAAUAGGGCUUUGAUAUUUCACGUAUAGAUGCCUCAUGACCAGACCUUUCUUUUGGUACAUGUACCAAGACUUUUGACCUUGGAAUUUGGUUUACUUUUCAUAAUCUUUUACAUUGGGUAUAUCUUUUGAAAUUUGGGGGGGGGGGGGGGGGGGGGGGGGUGUAAGUAUGUCACACUUCCUGGUGAGCUAUGUUGUUUCCUGACAAUUGUUGUUUUGCUGUAAACUAAGGAGUAAUUGUAUGAAGUUUUUUCUGUCGAUACAUGUAGCUAAUAAAUUUGGAAUAAUAGGAAGUAAUCCAUGUAUCUGUAGCGUAAUGCAUGUAUUUUAUAUGUUGUUCAUUAAAUGUAAGACUUGGGGCAUUACAUACUAGUAUUUCUUCAAGAAAUCACGUAUUGUAACAUAUACUGUCUCUGUAAUGCUGAGAUUUUUUUGUACACUUGAAAUACUUUUUCUUUUAUCUUAAUCACUGUUCAAACUUUAUAUUUUUAACAAAAUAUAUGUGGAGGAAAUCAUUGUAAUUUGACCACCAACUUCUGUUCAUUCCAAGAUUGUAAACAAUAUCAUUGAUGAAUGUCAAGUAAAACCAGGCCGAGGAUAUUCAUGACCGUUGUGUUCCAGAUCAUAACCAAUCAUAUUGCAUUCCUAUUUCUUUGAGUUUAUUUUUAAUAGGACAUCAAUGUAAUGUUGAUGCUAGCCUAAUUACAUGCAUGCAUACUGUAUAAAUUCCUAGAUAUAUGUGAGGAAUUUGUUAUCGUGUAAUUAAGAAUAAGUGAGAAGUACCACUCACAAAAUAAAAUUACAUGCUCUU
Ostrea edulis (European flat oyster) is the source of this 3687-nucleotide messenger RNA. Its product is annotated as tetratricopeptide repeat protein 7B-like. Lineage: Eukaryota; Metazoa; Mollusca; Bivalvia; Ostreida; Ostreidae. The transcript has 19 exons. Gene Ontology annotation, biological process: phosphatidylinositol phosphate biosynthetic process; protein localization to plasma membrane. The coding region runs from base 21 to 2486 and encodes 821 amino acids. The record is from RefSeq and is a predicted model, not a curated record. Gene Ontology annotation, molecular function: protein binding. Gene Ontology annotation, cellular component: plasma membrane.